CUCUCUAUGCUCCCGAGAUGGAGGGAGCGUCUCUCUUCCCCCGAAGCGAGCCGGGAACCGGUGGCAAAAUGGCUGCGGCUCAGAGCUCGCCGGUGUGUAUCCUGGUGUUGGGCAUGGCCGGUUCAGGCAAGACGGCGCUCGUGCAGAGGCUCACUGCCUACCUGCACAGCAAGAAUUCCCCUCCGUAUGUCAUCAAUUUGGACCCUGCAGUGCAUGAGCUCCCCUUCCCAGCAAAUAUUGAUAUUCGAGACACUGUGAAGUACAAAGAAGUCAUGAAGCAAUACGGAUUGGGGCCAAAUGGUGGCAUCGUGACAUCCCUCAAUCUUUUUGCUACAAGAUUCGAUCAGGUGAUGAAAUUUAUUGAAAAGCGGCAGAGUGCAUCUCAGUAUGUCCUGAUUGACACACCUGGGCAAAUUGAGGUGUUCACCUGGUCAGCCUCAGGCACCAUCAUCACUGAAGCCUUGGCAUCCUCGUUCCCAUCCCUGGUGGUUUAUGUGAUGGACACCUCUCGCAGCACCAAUCCAGUUACUUUCAUGUCCAACAUGCUGUAUGCUUGCAGUAUCCUGUACAAAACAAAGCUCCCAUUCAUUGUGGCCAUGAACAAGACGGACAUCAUUGACCAUAGCUUUGCAGUGGAAUGGAUGCAGGACUUUGAGGUCUUCCAAGAUGCUCUCAGCCAGGAAACAAGCUAUGCCAGUAAUUUGACCCGCUCCAUGAGCUUGGUGUUGGAUGAGUUCUAUAGCUCGCUCAAGGUGGUGGGUGUUUCUGCUGUCCAGGGAACCGGGCUGGAGGAAUUUUUUGAACAAGUGUCCAAAGCUGUCGAUGAAUAUGAAAGAGAAUACCGCCCAGAAUAUGAACGCCUAAGGAAAAAAAUGGAAAGAGCUCAGAGCCAGCGGCAGCGUGAACAGCUGGACCGUUUGCGACGGGAUAUGGGCCCUGUUCCUAUGGAGAACAGCUCAGCUGGGUCAGGCUCAGUGGCUGAGUCUGAGUCAGACCCUUCGGCACUGAUCCUGACGCGAGGAACUUUGGAGGAAGAGGAGGACGAGGCCCUAGAAAGUGAUACGGACGACAUUGACCAUCAAGUGACGGAGGAAAGUCAUGAAGAACCAGCUUUCAGAAACUUCUUACAGGAAGCCAAACAGCGCUAUCCAGCUAGAAGCAGCCACUAGAGGAAGAGGAUGCCAGAAUGGGUGGAUUCAAGAACAUGAGGAUGCUGCAAAGCAAAAUUGGCCGUUCCCUCCCCCUCCCCUCCGCAACAGACCCAAGAGGCAGCGUUGGCCUCAAGAGCAAUGCUCUGCUGGUUUCACAGGACUGACUUCAAGAUUUUUCUCUUUAGAGAAGAAGCUGAGCCCAGACACUUGGGCAUUCAGCACAGUUUCCCUUUCCCAGCCCUUAUCUUCCUUUGGACAGGUGGUUUUCCCUUUGUUCGUGGGAGGACGACAAAAGGCUCCCUGUCCAGCAGGCUCAUAUAAAGCCCAACCAGGGUUUUGACAAACAUUCAGGAACUGUGUGUGCCUGUCUGCUUAGGUCACAUGACAGGAAUCCCUUGUGUGGUGGUUUUGUUUUUGUUUCGUAACUUAUCAUUAUAAAAUGUAUAUUUUCCUAUUAAGCAUU
Eublepharis macularius is the source of this 1614-nucleotide messenger RNA. It is a transcript of the gene GPN1, whose product is annotated as GPN-loop GTPase 1. The coding region runs from base 18 to 1169 and encodes 383 amino acids. Lineage: Eukaryota; Metazoa; Chordata; Lepidosauria; Squamata; Eublepharidae. The record is from RefSeq and is a predicted model, not a curated record. The transcript is spliced from 14 exons. Gene Ontology annotation, molecular function: ATP hydrolysis activity; GTPase activity.